Alosa sapidissima (American shad) is the source of this 2256-nucleotide messenger RNA. Its product is annotated as protein NLRC5-like. Gene Ontology annotation, cellular component: cytoplasm. Gene Ontology annotation, biological process: regulation of apoptotic process. Lineage: Eukaryota; Metazoa; Chordata; Actinopteri; Clupeiformes; Clupeidae. The transcript has 4 exons. The coding region runs from base 97 to 2256 and encodes 719 amino acids. The record is from RefSeq and is a predicted model, not a curated record.
CGGCUGACAUGGGCUUGAAACUUGAUUUCUGUCUAAUAGCUUGAUAAGAAUUAUGUUCUUCAAGGUCCUUUUCAAAUUUCAAACUGAUUCAGGAACAUGGCAAGCACUGAACAAUCUGCCCUCGAUUUUAUAAAGAAGGGACGAGCUCUUCUUGAGAAAAGUUUACAGAAUCUCUCUGUAAUUCUCAACAAACUGCUUGUCCACAAAGUGCUGGAUAAAGACCAAGUUACCUAUAUUAAGUCCUUCAGUGAGACAUCUGAUGGAUCCAAAUAUAUGAUCGACCAGGUGAUAUGUAAAGGAGAGGCUGCCUGCUAUGAACUUUUGACGAUUUUGUACUCCACAAGAUUUAAGACUUUCCCAAAAUCUGGACUACAUAACCCAGAUUUACAUCACUGGAUUAGCUGUUUUUCUUUUGUUGAUGAUUUGCAGACUCAAAGUGAACCUGGGAAAGGUGAUGGUCCCUGUUUAACAUACCAGCAAGAACUGAAAAACAAAGCCAAAGAAAUUCUUCAAGAAAAAUGGCGGCACAAUGUGAAUUUUCUUAAAAAUGAGGCAAGAGAGAAAACAUUUAAAUACACACCACUGGUUUUGGACACAGAUUCCAGGGAGGUUUUCAAGUGUAAGGCUUAUAAAAAAACUCGUUCCAAAAAGUUGAAAACAUAUAUUCCAACAGACCAAAAGAAUUUGUCCCCGGAGCAUCUACUGAGAAACAACGAGAAGAAAAUUCUACUCGUUGGUAAACCGGGAAUUGGAAAAACAACAGUUGCCCAGCAAGUUUUAAGGCUUUGGACUGAACAGGACCAUGGUCAAGGAAGCUAUAUGUUCUAUUUUGAUGAACCAUUGAUGAGAAUCAUGUGUCACUCGUCAGCUCCAAGAACACUUAGAUCCCUUCUUUUCGAGAUGUAUCUCCAGCCUAAAGAGGGAAUUGAGGAAAUCUACAAAGACAUUGUGGAAAAUUCGGAAAAUGUCACCAUUAUUUUCGAUGGCAUAAUGGAUGUGAUUGACAACUCAGUGCUGAAAAAUGUCCUGGAAAAGGAGCUUUUGUGCGAUGCCAAGAUUUUGACAACAUGUAGACCAGAGGCUGAAGAUUUUAGCAUUCUUGCUGACUGGCCAUCUUACAGGGUGGAGGUUCAUGGGUUCAAUGCUGCCUCUAUUCAUGCCUACUUUGAGUGGAUGCUGGGUACAAAAAAUUAUGCAAAAUGUCAUGCCUUGAACAACCCAGAGCUCUUCAGCCUGUGUCAUGUCCCAAUGUAUGCCUUUAUAGUGACUGCAUGCAUGCCCCUUAGUCCAUCAGAUGCUUGUAAACGUCCAUAUACUAUAACAGAAAUGUAUGUGCAGAUCUUUCAUUACUGCUUGAAAAGGACUGGCGAACAAAAUGCACAGAACUUAAACAAGUACAUACAGGACAACAAGGGGAAAAUAAGGUUCCUAGCAAAAACGUCUUAUAAGGCCAUGGAAGCUAAGACAGUCAAAAUUAAAAAUGUAGACGGCGAAGAUGAGGGUUUACAGCAUGCUUUUUUGACUUCACUGUCAUCCAAGGUUUCAUCAGCAUCAUACACAACUUUCUCUGCAUUCCUCCACAACACAAUGCAAGAAUUUUGGGCAGCUCUUUUCUUGCUGAUGGAGCCAGGUAACAUCAGUGAUGCUCUUAGUCAGUGCCGCACUGAGGAUGGGAAAUACCUCAAAUACAUUUUCCCCUUUUUGUGUGGGCUUCUGUCCAAAACAGUCUUUGAAAGCAUCAGCUGCCUUGUUUCUGAAGAGCACAUACAACACAUAACCUCUAUGUAUUUCAAGGACAUAAUUACCACAUUUCUUUACACAGUGGAUCAGGAGGAGGCUGGGACUGAUAAUAUCCUUUUUAUUUGUCAGUGCCUGUAUGAGUAUCAGUCUCCGGAGGCCUGUUUAGACUUCCUGAACAGAGUAAAUAAUGAUCUUGAUUUGCGUUACGAAACUCUUGAUCCACAUCAGUGCUGUGCCGUGUCCUAUGUAAUCAGUCAGGCCAUCAAACAAAAUGUGGAACUGAAUCUUCUAGACUGCAGCCUGUCUGAGCCAGGUGUAAAAAUGAUCUUGGGGUGCCUGAAAAAUCUGCAGCGCCUCAGCAUGUCCCCCAAGAUCCAGCACUGGAUAUGGAACAUUGCCCUCCAUGCUGAACGAAAAACUGACAUUGACAACUUGCUGAGAUUGCUUGGAUACAAUAUGCACCUAGCAGUCCAAGAUCAGGAAGACCAGAAAUUGCUUAUUUCAGAUAUAAGGUGA